Messenger RNA from Ilyonectria robusta, 1005 nucleotides. RefSeq lists its product as uncharacterized. The record is from RefSeq and is a predicted model, not a curated record. The transcript has 2 exons. NCBI's taxonomy places the organism in Eukaryota, Fungi, Ascomycota, Sordariomycetes, Hypocreales, Nectriaceae. Bases 1 to 1005 code for a protein of 334 amino acids.
AUGAGCAGCUUUGACUCGGUCGGGACGUUGCUGGCGGCCAUCGCGAACCUGAUCGCCGAGGGGCUGCGCAUCCUCAGCUUGGCCGAUAAGCGUCAGUGGGGACCCGACGAGCACGAACAAGUGCGAGCCCUCACCGUGGUGCUGGACGAGGCCAAACAAGACUUCCAGGAUCUUUCACCCCUCGUCAAUGGACAGAUCUACUACGAAAACGAUCGCAAACAUGAAUCGUUAGAAGAAUUGAGGGCUUUGAGAGCCCUGUUUAACACUCACGUACAAAACCUAAGAGACUGGAGCCGCUCAGGCGGCCCCAUCAACCCCAUAUGGGUGCGCGAGACGCACGACCUCCAGCGACAACUCCACCGCGCGCAAUGUCGCGCCGCGCGUCGCAUCUUCACAUCCGAAAAGGAGGCCUCUUCACGUUGCCUAGGCGCCUUCCUGGUGUACCGGAAACAGCGGGAGUGGACUAGAAACCGGGCCGUCCCCGACGAGGCGGAAUACCAACGAAGGUAUCGGGAGGAGCUUCAACUGUGCAACACCGUUGGUGCAUUCCAACGAUUCAGCGACCGCGAUAUAGCAUUCGUAUGCGAUUAUUGCGACGGGCACAUCAUCUGGGAAGACCUUGAGGCCAUGCCCUCAAUCCGAACUUUUCAGGAGGCCGCCGCAUCGCCCAUUUUAACCCUGUCCCCCACGACGGACAACCCCCACUGGCAAGCCACCGGUUUCAGCAUCUCCGCCCACGAGGAGAAGCAGGUCGUAUUUGCCCCUGUUGCCAUCGCAAAUCAUGUGGCGCCGCAACACCGCGACUGGCUGGCAGGUCUACUAUGCCCGUACUGCGAAGAUGAGUCGGCCGAGCCCCAAGAAGAGUACGACGACGACGAUGCGUAUCACCCAGAUCUCGGCUACGAGGAAAUAGGCACCUUUCAAGAACACCUCGAAUGGCAACACACGACUACUGCACCGACAUCUUCACAACCGGCGAAAACGGAUAGCUGCCAGGUGAUGUAG